AUGAUAUCUUCCGUCUUUGUGUCCAUUGCGCUUUCCCUUCUCUCUCCGAUCUUGUUCUCCGUUUUCAAGGUCCUGUAUCGCAACUGGACGUCUUCUCUGCACUUCAUCGACGGCCCAACCUGUGCGAAUCCCAUCCUCGGGCACUCAAAAUUGAUCUCGGAUGUUCCCAGUAUCACCAAUAAGUGGCGGGAGGAAUUCGGUGCCACAUUCAUGGCCAAAGGAUUUUUCAGCGAGAACGAGCUGCACAUCAUAGACGUCAAAGCAGUGGCUCAUAUUCUCAGCCGCGGGGGAAGCUAUCAGAGAACUUCGACAGUGCUGGCACAAUCCACUCAGCUCCUGGGAGUGGGCAUCUUGUCCGUCGAGCACGAUCCACACAAACGUCAGGCAAGUGUCUUAGACACUGCUGUUUUGACUCUUCUAUAUUCACCUUGCGCUCUUUGGUGUUUUCGUAGCGACGAGUUCUCAAUCAUGAACGAGAUCUUCGUGGAGAAAGGACACAUGCUGCGAGACCUGUUGGUAGAGGAGAUUAGACAAGGCGGCGGAAAGGCGGUCGUAGAUCUUUCCGGCUGGCUCAAACAGGUUUCUCUGGAUAUCAUCGGACAAGCCGGGUUCGGAUAUCAAUUCAAUUCCAUGCAGUCCCGCGGAAAAGACGAGGCGGAGCUGAGCACCGUCUUUCGCGCGUUAUUUCACUCCCCCAACGCCACUGUGUACCAGGCCGUGCAGGUCGCGCAGGCAGUUUUUCCGAUACUGAAAUACGUCCCGCUCCCAGGCUGGCAGAUCAUCCGCGCGACUCAGAUCAAACUGCGCGCAAUCGGCAAGCAGCUUUUGGACAAAUCGAAACGUGAAUCUGCUGCUGCCACCGGCGAGAAGGACUUUGGGAAGGGCAAGGAUCUACUGGCUCUUCUCGUGAAGGCGAACAUGUCGAGCGAUAUCCCGGCCAGUCAGAAACUGAGUGACGAGGAAGUGAUAUCCCAAAUUCCGACGUUCUUCUUUGCGGGACAUGAAACAACCAGCACCGCGCUGUCCUGGGCGGUGCACGCUCUGUCAAAGCACCCGGACGUUCAGGAGAAGCUCCGUCAAGAGCUGCUCUCGCUCCCGACAGACCAGCCAACUAUGGAUGAACUCAAUUCACUCCCGUUCCUCGAGAAAUUCAUCAGAGAAUCCUUGAGAUUGUAUGCUCCAGCGGUCUACAUCCAAAGAAUGGCAAGCCAGGACGAUGUAUUGCCUCUUGCCAAGCCGUAUGUGGAUCGUCAAGGCGUGUCGCACAAUACUCUCCCCAUCCGCAAAGGUCAAGUCUUCACUAUCCCCAUUGCUGCUAUCAACACGGAAAAGGAAACGUGGGGAGAAGAUGCCCUCGAGUUCAAACCAGACCGGUGGGAUAAUCUCCCCGAGGCGGUGAACUCAGUCCCGGGUGUUUGGGCAAACCAACUGACAUUCUUUGCUGGCUCGCACCACUGCAUUGGCUUCCGCUUCAGUCUCAUUGAACAGAAGGCUAUCCUCUUCACACUUCUUCGUGCAUUACAGUUCUCUCCUGGAGCAGAGAACAUUGGGCCCGUCAUGACUAAUGUGGUCCAGCGGCCUGAAUCCUUUGUACUGAAAAAGGAUGGCCUGGUGUCAACUGGGAAAUUCCCAAUCAUGCUCCAAGAGUACACCGGUGAAUGA
Mycena citricolor is the source of this 1662-nucleotide messenger RNA. NCBI's taxonomy places the organism in Eukaryota, Fungi, Basidiomycota, Agaricomycetes, Agaricales, Mycenaceae. The record is from the annotation of a GenBank genome assembly.